Molecule: messenger RNA, 1308 nt
Organism: Exophiala dermatitidis NIH/UT8656
Lineage: Eukaryota; Fungi; Ascomycota; Eurotiomycetes; Chaetothyriales; Herpotrichiellaceae
Product: thermophilic desulfurizing enzyme family protein
Exons: 1
Coding region: 1-1308 (435 amino acids)
Biological process (GO): L-leucine catabolic process
Molecular function (GO): flavin adenine dinucleotide binding; 3-methylbutanoyl-CoA dehydrogenase activity
Source: RefSeq, a predicted model, not a curated record
AUGGGCUCAAUCGGGGCAUCAUCCAAGACACAGACCGGGGCAGCAAUUGCCGCCGCAACCCAGAAAUACAGCCAAGCCAGUCUCCCCAACUCUUCUGAGGAAUGGCUUUCACGGGCACGCGAAGUGGCACAGGUUUUGUCUCUCGACGCGCCGCAGCGAGACAUUGAAGGCAAAUCGCCUUUCGCCGAAGUAUCCCUCCUCAAAGCAUCAGGACUCACAAAACUGCUCGGCCCAGCCGAGUACGGCGGCGCCGGCCAAGACUGGGCGACAGCCUACAAAGCGAUCCGCGAAGUCGCACGGGGCGACGGCUCAAUCGGCAUGCUGUUGGGUUACCACCUACUCUGGUCGACGACCGCCAACGUCGUGGGCACCGAAGACCAAAACCGACGGGUGUGGCAACAGAUCCUAUCCAACAACUGGUUCCUAGGCGGCGCCGUGAACCCGCGCAGUGCCGACCUCAAGAUCACCGAGGCCGACGACGGCAAACACAUCAUCUUCAACGGGUUCAAGUACUUCAACACGGGCGGCGUGGUCUCCGACGCCACGAUCCUCGAAGGCGUGCUCGAAGGCAGCGGAGGCCAACAUAUCUUCACGCUCGUCCCCACGAAUCAGCCGGGAAUUCAAUUUUCUCAUGACUGGGACAACAUCGGCAUGCGGCUCACGGAAUCCGGCAGCGUCAAGAUCGAAAACGUCCGUGUUCCAUGGACCGAUGCAUUUGGCUGGGACAGCGCGACCAAGAAGCCCAUCGAGUCGAUUUUGAGUAUUCCCUAUGCCUCGCUGUUGCUGCCGACUAUUCAGCUGGUGUUUUCGAAUUUCUAUCUGGGUAUCGCGUUGGGUGCUCUGGAUGAGGCGAAGAAGUGGACCACCACCAAGACUCGAGCGUGGCCGUAUGUAGCUGGUGGAGAUGUCAAAGACAAGGCCACGGAUGAACAUUACAUUCUGGCAAAGUACGGCAAUUUCCACGCCCACUUGAGGGCCGCAGAGGCACUGGCCGACCGUGCCGGCGAACAGAUUCGAGAUCUGUAUGCCGACCAUGCGGAGAAGAGGGAUGUCACUGCCCGAAGAAGAGGCGAGGUCGCUGAGUGGGUGGCGAGUAUUAAAGUCGUGGCUACGGAUACCGGCCUCCGUGUCACCAAUGGUAUCUUUGAGGUCACGGGUGCUAGUUCCACCGCCAGGAAAGUCGGCCUGGAUCGCUUCUGGAGGGACCUUAGGGUUCAUUCGUUGCAUGAUCCUGUUGCGUAUAAGGAGAGGGAAGUGGGGAGGUUCUUCUUGUUGGAUGAGGUCCCGGAGCCAACGUGGUAUACUUGA